Molecule: messenger RNA, 1521 nt
Organism: Anopheles marshallii
Lineage: Eukaryota; Metazoa; Arthropoda; Insecta; Diptera; Culicidae
Product: leukocyte elastase inhibitor-like
Exons: 4
Coding region: 1-1521 (506 amino acids)
Molecular function (GO): serine-type endopeptidase inhibitor activity
Source: RefSeq, a predicted model, not a curated record
AUGAUCUGGAUAUUGUUAGUUGUGGCCGUCGCCACCCAUGUAUCGUGCCACGAGUAUGAAUACAGCGGCACUAUUACACUGAAAAAGGAUGAAUUCUGUAAUUUGAAUAACAUUCACAGAAGGAACUGUGAAGAGAAAUUUCAAACGUUCCUCACUACCCGUCCAGACAUCCAAAAAUGUGAAACGAAUCCCCCUAUCUAUUCAAAUCGCUGCAGCUCGAUUCUGUAUGUGCAAACGAGCCAACCGGCACCAUGUACCGGUAACCGCUGCAAUGACUUUAGCAUACGCCACUCCGAAGCUAUGCCUACGCCCGAACGGCUGCCCGAACCUGCUGACAAAGAUGAUUUUGAGCUGCCGGGAUCCUCAGUGCCGUACGACGCAAGAGUGAUGGAUUUUUCGGUUAAACUGUUCCAGAAAGCUUUCCCAGGUGACGAUUCGACCAACUACAUCAUAAGUCCGAUCAUGGUACAAACGCUGCUGUCUUAUCUGAAUGAUGGAGCUUCCAGCGCUACGCGGCAGGAAAUGGAUUCGGUGCUGCAGCUAAACAUGAACGAUCUGCACGAUAUUGAUCGGGCACUGAAACCACACUCCGAGCAAGGGCACGUAUCGAAGAACAAGCUCGACACAGCCUCGCAGAUAUUCAAAUCAACCACGAUCGAGCUACUGCCCGCAUUCCGGCAGUCGCUGAAACGUAACCAGAUCCCGCUGGACGAAUUGGACUUCACCAACCGAAGGUUUGCUGCCGAAAGCAUCAACAAUUGGGCGAAAGAGAAGACCCGGCAACGCAUUCUCGAGGUGAUCGACGAAAACUCGAUCGAUUCCGACACGAAGCUGCUGUUGAUGAAUGCCCUGUAUUUCAACGGGACAUGGAUGUACAAGUUCAACAAAACCGAACGUGGUUCGUUCGAGCUGAACGGGCGACCACCAAAACGCAUGUCCGUGUCAAUGAUGUACCUCACGAAGGAUCUGCGCAACGGCAACACCAGAACCGACAAUUCCGCCAACGGUAUGACCUGGAUCGAGCUGCCGUACGAUGGCGAUCGGAUGUCGAUGAUUCUUUUCCUGCCCAAUGAACGUUUCCAACUCGAUCGAGAGCUGCGCAAAUUUACGGACGCACAGUUGCAAACCAUUCUGUACGAGAUUGCACAGGACGAACCUAGCAAGGUGCGGGUUCAGCUUCCUGAGUUUAAGGCCGAAAGUACGGUCUCACUGGUGGAACCACUCAAGAAGCUGGGCAUUGUGAGCAUGUUUGGCGAUAGCAAACCGUUCGAUCGGCUAUCGAACGAUGAUGUGAAAAUAUCGGAUGUCAAGCAGAAGUCCUUUUUGACCGUUAACCCGCACGGUACUGUUGCGACCAGCGUUACCACGGCGACUGUUAUUCCGCUCAGCAUCACUCACACGCUCGACUUCAAGGCGGAUCAACCGUUCGCACUGAUCAUCAUGGACAAGCAGAAGAAAUUGCCAUUGUUUUUCGCCAAAAUUAGCCAACCCUUGAAGGUGACGUCGACGAAACGCCACUAA